Messenger RNA from Astyanax mexicanus (Mexican tetra), 1412 nucleotides. RefSeq names its product hydroxyacid oxidase (glycolate oxidase) 1 (gene hao1). The record is from RefSeq and is a predicted model, not a curated record. The transcript has 8 exons. Bases 33 to 1142 code for a protein of 369 amino acids. Lineage: Eukaryota; Metazoa; Chordata; Actinopteri; Characiformes; Acestrorhamphidae. Gene Ontology annotation, molecular function: oxidoreductase activity; FMN binding.
CAGCAGAUUAGGGGUUGUCUCUCAGAGGAAACAUGUCUGACAGGCCUGUGUGUGUUCGUGACUUCGAGCACCAUGCUAAGAGGCUCUUACCUAAAGCAGUGUUUGACUAUUAUUUCUCAGGAGCAGACGAGCAGGAGUCUCUAGCUGAUAAUGUAGCUGCAUUUUCCAGGUGGCGCUUGUUCCCUCGUGUGCUUAGAGAUGUGUCCAGGCUGGACAUGUCCACCACAGUGCUGGGCCAGAAGCUCAGCAUGCCUGUGUGUGUGGCAGCUACUGCCAUGCAGAGGAUGGCUCACCCAGAUGGAGAAACAGCGACAGCAAGAGCUUGCUUGUCUGCUGGUACAGGUAUGAUGCUGAGCUCCUGGGCCACUUCCACUAUAGAGGAGGUAGCUGAGGCGGCACCGGGCGGCCUGCGCUGGAUGCAGCUCUACAUUUACAAAGACCGUGCUCUGACUCACUCUCUGGUCAGGAGGGCUGAGGAGGCUGGGUAUAAGGGUAUCUUUGUCACUGUGGACACACCUUAUCUUGGCAAGCGGCGCGAUGACGUGCGCAACCGCUUUAAGCUGCCCUCUCAUUUGAGGAUGACCAAUUUCGAAUCCCCUGAUUUAGCGUUCUCCUCAAAGGAGGGCUACGGGGAGGACAGCGGGCUGGCGGUGUAUGUGGCUCAGGCCAUAGAUCCCUCGCUGAAGUGGGAGGACGUCGCCUGGCUGAAGCGGAUCACCUCCCUGCCCGUGGUGGUCAAAGGGGUUUUGAGAGCUGAAGAUGCCAAAGAAGCUCUGAAAUACGGUGUCGAUGGGAUACUUGUGUCAAACCAUGGAGCAAGACAGCUUGACUGCGUUCCAGCCACCAUUGAUGCCCUGCCUGAGAUUGUGGAGGCUGUGGAGGGUCGGGUGGAGGUGUAUCUGGAUGGAGGGGUACGGAGGGGUACAGAUGUGCUGAAGGCUCUGGCACUGGGGGCAAAAGCUGUGUUUGUGGGGAGACCCGUCCUGUGGGGCCUGGCCUAUGAGGGUGAGAAAGGAGUCAGUGAAGUGCUUCAGAUGCUACGUGAGGAGCUUCAGCUUGCAUUAGCACUGGCAGGAUGCCGUUCACUGAAGGAAGUUGACAGAAGCCUUGUGAGAAGAUCUGGACACUUCUCAAGGAUAUGAUGGUCUGGAUCCUGUGUUUUGGUAAAAACACCACCCAGUUUAAAUGGAUGCCAAAAUGUCAUUAAAAUAAACUUGUUUAUUUGGUUGUAGAAAAAAAUUGUGUCUGGUUACACUGAAUUCUGGACAGUAUCCAAUCCCUUCUCAGAACUGAUUGCUGUGUACACUGUCUGUGAUUGGUAUCAGUAUGUUCAUUGAUUUACUGUUUACACAUUGUUCAAUAUUUCAUCAUAUGAUCCAAAACAUUACAUCAUAAUAAAAUGUUUAAAUAUU